GCGGCGGCUGGACUCCGUGUGAGGCGGUCGUUGCUGAGCGGCGGGUAUCGGAGCUUCUCUUCUCUUCUCUAUCUCUCCCAGUGCUCAUCCCCAUCCCGGCGGCUUUUGGGUAGCUGGGGGAAGAUAGGCCGCUGAGCCGCCACCAUGACGGAGCUGAGGCGCAGGGGCCGCGAAGAGGACUUGCUGGAGGAGCGGGAAUCCGAAUCAACGACCUCUGGAAGUGAGGUAAAGCUGGACUCUGGCAGUUUGGACACUGCUUCUUCUGUGGAUAAUACUCCAGAGGUGCUGAACAAGGCUCUGUCAGGCCUAUCUUCAAGAUGGAAGAACUGGUGGGUUCGAGGAAUCCUCACGUUGGCCAUGAUCAGCUUCUUCUUCCUCAUCAUCUACCUAGGACCCAUGGUUCUCAUGAUGAUAGUUCUCUGUGUGCAGAUUAAAUGCUUUCAUGAGAUUAUUCUCAUUGGAUACAACGUUUAUCAUUCCUACCAUCUGCCGUGGUUCCGGACUCUUAGCUGGUAUUUCUUGCUGUGUGCUAACUACUUCUUCUAUGGUGAGACGGUAACAGACACAUUUUUCGCACUGGUUCAGAGGGAGGAGCCGCUCCGGAUCUUGAGCAAAUACCAUCGUUUCAUUUCAUUUGCUCUUUACCUGGCAGGAUUUUGCAUGUUCGUCCUGAGCCUGGUGAAGAAGCACUACAGACUCCAGUUCUACAUGUUUGGAUGGACGCAUGUGACAUUGCUGAUUGUAGUUACUCAGUCUCAUCUGAUCAUCCACAACCUCUUUGACGGAAUGAUUUGGUUCAUUGUGCCCAUUUCCUGUGUGAUCUGCAAUGACAUCAUGGCCUACAUGUUUGGAUUCUUCUUUGGCAGAACUCCACUCAUCAAGUUGUCGCCCAAGAAGACCUGGGAAGGAUUUAUCGGAGGAUUCUUCUCAACAGUUCUAUUUGGCGUUCUGCUUUCCUACGCCAUGUCUGGAUACAAAUACUUUGUCUGCCCAUUUGAGUUCAACAAUGAUGCCAACACUUUCAGCGUGGACUGUGAGCCAUCAGAGCUCUUCCAGCUACAGGACUACACAAUCCCCUGUGGUCUGCACUCCAUUAUAGGCUGGCAAACUAUCCGGCUGUACCCGUUCCAGAUUCACAGCAUCGCCCUUUCCACCUUUGCCUCACUGAUCAGCCCCUUUGGAGGUUUCUUUGCCAGCGGUUUCAAGAGAGCAUUCAAGAUCAAGGACUUUGCUGACACCAUACCUGGUCACGGUGGGAUUAUGGACCGCUUUGAUUGCCAAUAUCUUAUGGCGACCUUUGUGAAUGUCUACAUUGCCAGCUUCAUUAGGGGCCCGAAUCCCAGUAAACUGUUGCAGCAACUACUGGCCCUCCGCCUUGACCAACAGCUGCAGAUUUUCAAGAGCCUGAAGGCGAAUCUGAUCCAGAAGGGGGUACUGCCAGCUGGAGCGUAGGAGUGGCGAUUUCAGUCAAGUGGUUGCAGUGAAACAGCCUGGGGGGAUGAAUCCAGCCUGUGACCUUGCCUUCAGACACAGUGUGCAUCCAAGCUAGUAUCCUACCAGCGACUUCCUUAUGUAACCGAGAGGUCCAAAUCCCUUCAAACUCAAAAGCAAAGUUUUCUUCACGUACUGGUUGAUGCAAUAAUUAGUAAGUAGGCAUGAGUUUAAUCACGGGGUCUCAGCCCAUUAGUAGAAGGUUAGAAGCUGUAAUGACCACUGUUGCGCUGAGCCUAUGAUUAACCGUCAAACCCACACAGACAAAUUGCUUUCUUUAAAACAAAAAUGACUCACCAUCGCGGUUUGCACUGCAAAGCAAGUGAGGGGCUGUGAGGCUGAAACUUAACUCUGCAUAAAUCAUGGAUUUUACCCCAGUAGAAUACCAACCCAAGCCUCUUCUGCACCAGAAGAGGAGUCUUGUGUUAAAGGUCAAACUGAUAUUCCACAAUUACUUGCUCCUUAGCCAGAAUGUAUGCUUAGGGUGGAUUAGAUGUAGAAUUUGGUGUAACACAGGCCUUGUCAUUUUGAAAAAAACAUUUGAGUUUUACAUUUGCGUUCGUCAGGCUUCUUGCGGCAGCUGAAGGAGUCAAGAACAUUGAAUUUUACACUGGCUGUAUUUUGGUAGGUAGAGACUCGGAGAAACAAUUAAGAGCUUGCAACAGGGGGAUUGGAGAUCCCAUAGGGUGUCUGAGGAUAGAUGAAUAGAUUGACAGAAUUCCCCAGAUGGUAUGUCAUUUCUCACAAAUGAUUGAACCGAUGACUUCAUGACCUGAAUGAUGCUAAAAGUAUUAUCCAUGUCUUUUGAAAUUUUCACAGACAGUUCCCUUGAAGGUGAAUAUCUCCAUUUCACAGAACACAGUGACCCAUCAGUUUUGAAAGCGGAUGUUAGCUUUUACAGAAGUGUACAUACAUCCAAAAGGAGUAUGUGAACAGGAGUAGUAUUUAAUUAUUACCUGUAAUUUUAACCUGUAUGUCACGUGAGGUCUUGCAAGGGAACUGCCGCACAGUGAACACAAUUCAUUUCUGGAGUUGGUGAUUCCUUUUCUGGGCCAGUUCCAAGAGCUGCAAGUGUCCUCUGGUACCUCAGCCUCGAGGCUGUUUUUUGCAUGGAGGCCUACAUGGCUGGUGCAGCCUGUUCCAAUACACAGCAAAGACCAAUCCAUUACCCCUCCCCACUCCCAGUGCCCAUACAGAUAUGCUGGAUGGUUACCAGGAGCUGCCUGACCUCCAGCACUCUAACUUAAGGACCACAAGAUGAGUUAUAAUGUGCCUAUUGUAGCCCAGAUGAGAUCAGCUAGCUCGGUACAGAUUUUUUACAAUUGGCAGGUAUCUGUGCUAAGUUCAACUCAGCUAAACUGGAUGUUCUGGUUAGGGUGGAUUGGAUGAGCAAUGCUUCACAAAGGUGGCUGGGGGCUGGCUCUUGGGCUUUUCUGAAUCUGUUGCUCUUCAGCUGAUCACGAGAAUAGGUUGCAGAGUUCCCAGUGCUAACCUGCUGGCAGAUUUACUCUUCCCUUGUCCACUGUGGUACAAGAAGGCAAGCUGAUCCAAUGAUAGCACCCUUGAAAGUGGCAGGUUAUUGUGGUGCGGAGAUUGGCAUCCAUUUCUUUAGGUUACCGUAAGGAUUGUAUAGAGCCAAAAGGCAGGUACUGCCAAAUGUUUAGCAUGUGGUUAGCACACAUCCAGAAGAACAUUUAACCAGGAGAGUGGUGGCAGAGAAGACCCCCUCACCUGACCAGAACAUGAAACAUUGAGUGACCGUGAAUAGAUAGGAGAGAUUUUCCAAGUGAUCCUUUGGUCAAGAAUCCAACAAAACUUACGUGAGAGAGAAAUUCAAUUCUUCCAAGUAACAGUUUUAAUUUAGCUACCCUGCUGCCAUGCUCCUACUGCUAACCUCUUCCCCUCGUUGAUCCAGAGCUCAGGAUUUCAAGUGACCCAAACAUCUGUCAAUUUGUAGUGUCCAGCUCCGUCGUUGCUGUGAAAGGUAGCUCACGGCAAAGAAAACAAUGCACAAAUGCUGUGUCUACAAUCCUUGUGUUAACCGGGAAGGGCACAAUUCUGAACAGUCAAGCUCACACACCUGGAGGAGCAAAGAUUGUCCUGGAGCCUACCUGCAUGUGUGCAGCUUCAUGUACUAUGCUUAGUGGGUAACAAAAGGUGACAAACAUGUUGAAGUUGUCAUAUUUUUUGCUUGUGUUAUUUGCUCUCUCAUCAGCCUUCACUCCAAUAGCUUUUUUUUUGUUUGUUGUAUUAUUAGUUGUCCUGCUGCAUUGUUCGCUGCAUGGUGAAGUGGUUAAAGACUUAGUGUGCAUGCAGAAGAAUGCAGCACAUUGUGGGCUGCAGCCAUCUUAAAGAGUCACCAGAUACUGUGCCAGAGUUGGACUUCUUGCCAAGUUGGGAUUGGGCAGUGUUGACGAGUGAUUCUUUGUUUGGGAUGGUGAGGGGACAGGACAGGACAGGACAGGUGAGAACAACUCAGGAAUUGUUUCAGACUGGGUGAGCUUUCUCUCCAAACUGCUGGUUUUGUGGUUCAGUUUCACUCACGUGAGGGACUGCAGUGGAGAAGAUAGCCACUAUAACUUCAUUCAGUUGGAGAAGUCCCACUUUCAAAUUGAUGAAAUGGAACUGAAUAAAUUAUUUCAGGUCAUUGCAACAGGAAUGACAUGUUUCAUGAAAGACAGUGACAAGACGCAUUAAUGAUAGGCAAAUUGUAUUAAACUGACUGUAAACCAGUGGCCUUACUGAUGAGCUUUGAAAGGUAGGGAGGAACCAGCAAUAUUGCUUCGGAAAUUAAGGAGCAGACAAGGCCAAGUUCAUUCUCAAUGUGCCUCAUCAUCUCAAAAUCACUUUGACAAAGCCGCAAGUGUCUUUGCAGCUCCCCUUUGUCAAUGAAUUUGAGACACUGCAGUGUGUUCAGCUGGCUUGGUCCCAACAGUUGUCCAUCCAAUUCUCAGACUCCGGUUUCAGUCUAUCCCUGGACUGAUGUGACUUGCUUAUUGUUCAGCAGCAAGUAUCCUGCUGUGCAAAGGGAGUGUGGGACACUUCCAGCCUCUGAUCCUGCUGCUCAGGAACCCCUAAUUUGGCAUCAGUUCAGCAAGUGCACUGCAAUAAAGUUGGUGCCUGACCAAACAAGUAUUUCCUAGACUUUUUCAAUGUAGUUCUGCCAAAGGUAGAAAUGAUGUCUGUUUCAAACAAAUGGAAACAAAAUGCCUUUUAUCUAAUGGCAGGUAUAUCCAGUUCCCAUGUACAUUCUGACUGAGACCAGCUCAUUGUUGGAGAAACUUCCAACAUAUCAUUUUUAAAAUACUUUGAUCAGGCAAAUGCCAACUUUCUAAAAUUCCGCGAGAUCGUGGAACCCAUAAAAGGAAAAUCUGGAGAUAUGCAAUCUCUGGAAUUCUCAGAAUGCUUCUGGCCAGUUGCUAAACAUGGAGCCAAUCCCUGCUUGUACAGCUAAACAUGCAAUUUGUGUAAGCCUGUUCGUGUGUUGGCGUCGCUGAUGCUGAUUUGAGCAUGGAUAGGAGGGGAGGGGCAGAACAAAUCCUGAGUUGCUAGCUUCUCUUGUGCACAAUCUGGUCCCAGGGCUUCGGGUUUUCUCUCAAACAUUUACUGGCUAGCAUGGAUCCGUUCAUCUUACAGCCGCACAAGCUGCAUUGAUUCCCUUGAUUUCUUUCAUUUGUCUUCACCCUGUGGGAAUAAUCAGCAGGAUUACAACACAAACAUAUUCAGCAUAAUUCUUUUUGUACUCUGAAGUUUUGAUUUGUUUGCUUUUCUGAUUGUUUGAAUAUUCACUGUGUUACAAGCGUACGGGAAAUAGUUUUACACAGUUUGCUGUUUAGUUUGAGAAUUGAUGGGCCAGUGGCAAGUGGCUGCACCAUUAUAGAUCUGAAAAUCCUGCAGUAUCCCCCCUGUCAGAAUUUGAACAAUUGUCCAAAGAAAAAAUCUGAAAACAACAUCCAAACGAUCUUUUAAAAAGAAGUUGGUUGGAAAAUCACAACGAUGUACCAAAAAAAAAUCAGUUCUUGAAAUACAUUGAUGUUUGGAAGCUCUAUGAAGGACCAAGUUGUUAGUGUUUAGAUUUGGUCCAUUAUAAAAACACUGAUGUAAAUUGCAGCCUAAUACUAAAUCCCCUUAAAAUUGAACAGAAGUUCCUGUUUGAUUCAAACGUGUAGAAUUGCCUGCACUAUAAAAUUCAAGGUAUAUUUCAUAUUAUUUGCAUUUGUUAUGCAGUUUAUAUAUUAUCAACGGGUCCAACCAUUACACUAGAUGGGACACAGGAAUCCUCUAGACCCAGUCAUGUCCUGAAAACCAGCCUAUGGCACUAGUCCUAACACCUUAAGGAAUCGAAAGCAAAUGAACAAGUGCUGAAACUGCCUCUGUCACCUGGGUUGUUGUAGGAUAAGCUGUAUCGAGAUGAUGCCAAAAACCUGUGGGAUAAUGGCAACACAGUGCUUGAUUUAAAAAAGGAAUUAAAAAUUCUCUGCCGAAUUUUCACUGUAACUUUGUUAUCAUGAGAAAUAUUGGCCCCAGCCCUGUAGGGAUGUACUCCAGUCAUACACUGGCCAGCAAUAAUUAAGAGGUGACGUGUGCAUAGCAGCACAGCAACCUGAAGCACCUCAGCAUGCUCUUCACUGCCUGUGGUACCUGCUGACGAGGCCCCUGCAGCUUGCAGUAAUGUGUUUCUUCCUCCUGCCCAGCCCCAUCCCCAUCCCACCAUCCCAGUGCACUGCUCCUUGUUCAACAUAGACACUGAGAGAUGCCCACGAGAAUCAGAGCAGCAAUAGUCCAGUCUUUUUGAAUUUCAGGGGUAUUUCUUCAUAAGCAAAAUCUCUAUCAAGGCGUGGGUAUGAAGGAGCUUUCAGGGAUUGUGUUAAUUCAGAGUUUUGGAAGGCAGUGUUCUGUGCAAACUCUGUGACGUGUUCCAAUUCCUUAAACAAAGUCCAUGCACUAUUGUCCAACAUACGUUACAAGACCACCUAAGUGAAUGCUGUGUCUGUCCGACCUUGGGGAGCUUCAACUCUGUUUCUUAUGGGUCUUCUGCUUUGAUAACACUUAUUUAAUUACCUGUUUGUAAUAUAUUACUAUGACUUGAGCAACUUGAAAUGAAUGAGUUAAAAUGGUGCAGUCACAAUUUCAACAAAACAGCGAGAAGCCUUUUUACAUGCAAUCUCCAAUUGCUGCGUAAAGUACUUUGUCAUCUUACAUUUGAGAGAGGAUACAUGGACAGCAAGUGUGGGAAUAGUAAUGCAUCUGCAGCAUAAUAUCAGAUGCUCUUUUGAGUUUGGGACUAAUGCAUUUUUGAGAGAAAUCUUGCUUUGCAACUGAGCCACAUGUGGGAAGUUGAUUCCCAACCUUGCAUGCAGUUUAUCAAACUUAUUCACAAGCAAGCUUGAAUACAUUUGAAGUGGGUUAUGAUUUUCUUAAAAAAUAAUAUUGGGUGCAGCUUUUUCUUAUUUUCAUGGAUAUGAUUCCCCUGCUUUAUUUUUAAAUUUCACCUGUCUGGACUGAUCUUUCUGCAGCCAGGGCUAGCUCAGUCUCCUUUCCAGCUGGCCACCAGAAGGUUACAAGUACCCUGUGCUUCACUCCCUGCUGCGGGAAGACACCACAACCUCUACUUGGUGUCUUUCUGCUUGACGUGGUCCAGAUUGGCAAUGCACAGAGUAGAAUUCGAACUCAUUUCAAAGCGCUGAACAUUAGCAGACAAGACCACCUGAGUGUGGCUCCUUACAAAAGUAUGGCAGCAAAUUAAUAUCAUGUCUAAAUUGCACUUCUGCAAUUUUGGUUUUCUUCAUGAGGUUGCCAGCUUAAACAAAACUGUCCAGCAUCAGUCACAUGUGUGACAUAACAUCAGCUGUGGCAUCCCAAAAAGUGAAUUUAUGCAGAUUUUUAAAAAAAAGUAGAGUGGAUUAUGUCUGCUCGUGUGUAAUGUGGUUUCCAACAGUAAAAUCUGAUCGGACAACCUCAUCUGGCCAUCCAGCGAGCAGAAUGUUUAAUGGUAAUUCACACUGUAUUCCACGUGAGAGGAGUUUGGCGACAGGCAGAUAGACAAGCGUGGGAUGGCAAAAAACAGAACCCUGAGUCCAAGACAGGCAGAGCAGCUGAACACACUCCCCAUACUGAUAUUGCAUUCUAGUUUGAUUUGUGAUUUACAGCCCAAAAGAAGCACAUACAGCAAUGUACAAGUCCUGCAGCUUUUUAACAUUUUAAAAUGAAGGAAUCUGCAAUCAUGUUGAAACUUCUCAAUGGUCAGGGGCACAGCAUUGCUUUCCAACUAGUCGGAUUACAGAAUGGACUACUACAUGAGGUGAAGUAGUUGAGUAAAUUGUUUAUUUUAUUAAUGCUUCUUCAUGUGUGUCUGUGUCAAGUAUGAACCAUUCAGUUCAAGUGAUACCUGCUGUCACGUGUUACUGUAUAUGUGCUUGUUUUGUAUUGAAUAUGUCUUGUGUGUGCGUGUGUAUAUAUAUAUAUUAUACAUAUAUAUAUAUUUGAUGGUGUUAAAGAGUACAUAAUAUUUAUAUAUGUUGCGAAUAAAAAGAACCUUAUUAAAUGA
Molecule: messenger RNA, 8038 nt
Organism: Carcharodon carcharias (great white shark)
Lineage: Eukaryota; Metazoa; Chordata; Chondrichthyes; Lamniformes; Lamnidae
Gene: cds2
Product: CDP-diacylglycerol synthase (phosphatidate cytidylyltransferase) 2
Exons: 13
Coding region: 145-1452 (435 amino acids)
Cellular component (GO): endoplasmic reticulum membrane
Molecular function (GO): phosphatidate cytidylyltransferase activity
Source: RefSeq, a predicted model, not a curated record